Polistes dominula (European paper wasp) is the source of this 4065-nucleotide messenger RNA. RefSeq names its product alpha-catenin related (gene alpha-Catr). Lineage: Eukaryota; Metazoa; Arthropoda; Insecta; Hymenoptera; Vespidae. Gene Ontology annotation, molecular function: cadherin binding; actin filament binding. Gene Ontology annotation, biological process: cell adhesion; Rho protein signal transduction. The record is from RefSeq and is a predicted model, not a curated record.
CUAGGGGAAAUAAAUGUAGUUAGAGUGAGAGAGACAGACAGACAGACACAUCGGUGUUGGAUUAAAAACGGACGGAAUAUUAAGCAACCAAUCAUCAAUCGUAUUGAAAUAUUUCGGGGGUGUAUAUCUCUUAUCUAAUCCUUAUCAAAUGGAUAUCGAACGAAAAUAUUCUUAUUGUGAUAUAAUAUUACGUGCAACUUACGGAAUAUUAAGGGAUAUUAUUGAAUAUUUUUCUUGUUUAUCAUUGUGGACUUGUGACGAGUGGAUAAUCGAAGACAAGAUUUCUACGCUGGUGUCGCACAGAGAACGGCCGCUAUGUUCGGACCGGAGUCUUCGUGCCGUUGCAAGGGUCGGACAGGCGGUAAAUUUGGCGGUCGAAAGGUUCGUCACCGUUGGCGAAACCAUCGCCGACGACAAUCCCGAGAUCAAACAGGACAUGUACGAGGCAUGCAAAGAGGCCAGAGUAGCUGGAUCAGCGAUAGAAAAAUUAUGCGAAUGUGCUAUGGAAGACAGUUUGGCCGAUCGUGGGUCAGUUGUCAGAGCAGCAAGAUGUCUAUUGGGUUCUGUCACUAGAGUCCUUUUAUUAGCGGACAUAGUUGUUGUGAAACAAUUGCUAUUAGCUAAGGACAAGGUUGCUCGUAGCCUUGGACGUCUAGAAAGUGUCUCCAAUUUCACCGAAUUUGUUAAAGCUUUCAGCCAAUUUGGUGCUGAAAUGGUUGAAUUGGCUCACCUUACCGGUGAUCGUCAGAAUGACCUUAAAGACGAGAGACGUAGGGCUCAAAUGGCAGCUGCCCGACAAGUUUUAGAGAGAAGUACGAUGAUGCUACUCACAUCCAGCAAAACGUGCCUGAGACAUCCUGAAUGUCCUUCGGCAAGGGAGAACAGGGACACAGUUUUCUGUCAAAUGCGAAGAGCGAUGGAUCUAAUACAUUACGUGGUCAAGGAUGGUGUCCUCGAUUGCAGUGAAUCUCAAUCUUAUCCCAAUUCUCAAAAUCCACAGCAAGAAGAUUGGGACAGUAGUACGGUGUGUUCUGCAUUGAAAUAUUUCGAGAGACUCGUCGAAACCACGAGGAUGACCCUGUUGGGACAAGGUUGUCGUGAAACACUGACAUCAGCCCUCGACACGGUAGUAGAAAGGACCCAGGAUUUUACUGACAGUGCUUACACGACUCACGAACAUCGUGAAAAUAUCCUUCUACUUUGUGACAGAGCGAAACUUGAAUUGAACACACUUUUGCGAAUCGGUAAUAGUAUGAAUUUCGAAGGAGGUGGAUGUUCACCAAGCUCAGAGAUGGAACAAGCGGUAUUGGGUGUACUUCGUGCUACUCGUGACCUUCGUCAACAGCUUACAACGACGACGAUGGAACAAGCCGGUGACCUUGGACAGGUGACCAAAGCCGGUCAAGAAUUAGUCUCGACAAUUAGGAACCUCGCUUUGGCUAAUGAAAUCGACCGACUUCAAGAGAGCAGCGAUAGGUUUCACGAGUACAUCGAACAUAUUCUCGAAGUAUGCAAACUCUUGAGACACGUCGCACUCUCGGAAUCCUUACAAGUUUCUGCUAAGUUUACCGAAAUCAACCUGAGAAUUUAUGGUCCUCAAGUGGUGACAGCUGCGCACACGUUAGCUAGGCAUCCUACUAGUAAAAUUGCUAAAGAAAAUUUAGAAGUUUUUGCUGAUAUGUGGCAAUGGUUGAUGACCGAUGUGACAACAGUUGCCAAAGACGUUUUGGAAUUGAGUCAAAAUCGACCGGAAAAACAGGUCUACAUGUCCUUGCCACGACCAGGUAAACAUGGUACAACGAGCAAACCAUUGAAACCAGUUAGACUGGACAGCGAGGAACAAGCAAAGAUAGCGAAGGCUGGCCUUGAGAUGAAGCUGAUUACAUCGGAGAUGGAUGCUGAAACGGAGAAAUGGCAAGAGAGUGGUAGUGCACUAGAGGAGAACAACGACAUCGUUAAACGUGCUAAGAAUAUGUCGUCCAUGGCAUUUUCGAUGUAUCAAUUUACAAGAGGUGAAGGUGCCCUUAAAACAACUCAGGAUCUUUUCACUCAAGCUGAGUAUUUUGCGGAGGAGGCGAAUAGAUUGUACAAGGUUGUGAGACAAUUCAGUUAUCAGGUACCGGGUGGACCGCACAAGAAAGAACUCUUAGAAAAUCUGGAUCGAGUGCCAACGUACGUGCAGCAGUUGCAAUUCACCGUUAAGAACCCAACCGUCGGUAAAGCGGCGACUUUUACAAAAGUCGACAACGUUAUACAGGAGACAAAGAACUUGAUGAACGUGAUAUCGAAGGUGGUCACUACGUGCUUCGUCUGCGCCACAAAGUACAACCUGGAUUUCCGAGGUCUGUCGGCGCGUGGGGCCGGCGGCUCGCCGUACAGGGGCGGAGAGGGUGGAAGCGCCGAUGGGGAAGGUGGAGGUGUCGGUGCCGACGGCAGCAAGGCGGGCUCCGCCCCCGGCAGCGAUCCGUCCGUCUGACAGUUUGGGAUGGCCCGACGGGCCAAGGGGGACGCUCGCCGCACCCGGGUCUCCUUUCUGCUUUUUUAGGAAGACCCUCGCCUGCCCCAAUGUGGAACGUACACGUCGAUGACUACUACUACUACAACUACAACUACAACAACAUCAUCAACAACAACAACAACAACAACAACAACUACAACAACAGCUACUACAACAACAACAACAACAACAACUAUAACAAAAAUCAAAUAUCACAUAAUUAUAUCAAUCUCAUCAACGUCAACGUCAUUAGUAUUAUCAUUGUCGUCAUAUCGUCAUUAUCAUCGAUCGUGUACGUACUCACACACAUACACAAAAUCUUCUCCUAUCAAUCACGAGCUUGCCUCUUUCGGUCCGAUUCCAAUCGCACCACCCACCACCACCAUCACCCAUCUCACUUAUCUCCUAACUACUCCAUCUUAAUAACAUUGUUAUAUUUACUUUUUUUAUUUAUUUAUUUAUUUAUUUAUUCUCUUUAAAUAUACUAUUGAAAAAAAAAAUAAUAAACUCUAUUAAACUAUUUCACUAAAUUAUUACUAAAUAUUAUGAAUUCUCUAAAAACACAUUCUCGUUCAAUUCAAAUUGAAGUAUCUAUUAAUCGUCUUUUAAUCGUCACAAUUUAACAAUAACAACAACAACAACAUAUUAACAUCAACGUCAUCGUCAUUCUCUAUAUCUUCUCAUAUCGAUCGAUAUAUUCAAUCGAACCUAUGUAUCUUAUUCUAAUCCUAACACUAUCCCUUAUAAACACAUGCUAUAUCAAUUAUUACGAAUCUCAUAUCAUGUGCAUUACCAAUAUACUACACAUAUACACAUACACAUAUAUACAUACAUAUACAUAUACACUACCACCCACAACAUACAACUCGUUUGAAUAUUACUAUUAAUACUAUAUUCGAAUUGAUUAGAAUUUCGAGUAUAAUGAUGAUGAAUCCUGAUUCAUAUCGAAUUUAAAACUAAAUAAUUCAUUAACGUUAUCGUACGAAAUUAACUCGAGAUAUCUCUUCGUGAUAUUUUUAAUCAAUUCUAAUGAAUUUAUUUGUCAUCAUAUGAAGUAUAUCACGUAUGGAUUAUAAUAAUAUCUCGAGGAGAACAAUUAUAAUAUAUAUAUAUAUUUCUACAUCAGAAUAAACGACGUGUACGUUCCAUUGAAAUCACUCGCGAACGCUUUUACGAACAUCGAAACAAAACAAAACAAACAAACAAUAAAUUAAAAAAGCAAAAUAUUCGAUCACGAAUCACGUCAGUCCAAAUGCGUCAAAUGAUUUAAAUCAAGGCUAGGAAAAGAAAAGAAAAGAAAAGAAAAGAAAAGAAAAUGAGAGAAAGAGAGAGAGAGAGAGAGAGAGCAAAAACAAAGAAAGAUUUGCUAAAAUUAACAAACGCACGCAAAUGGCACGCUAAUUGCGCACGCACGCACGCACGCCAAUGGCACGCACGAUUAUAAUAUAUUAUCGUCAUUUAAUUAUCCUCCUUAUAUCAGUAAUUAAAUAAGAUACGUGUGUGAAACAACCUCGUCUUAAUAAUCGCAUGGACUCGCGGCUAAAUCGUUAAUAAAGCUCACAUGGCUG